This is a messenger RNA of Aspergillus campestris IBT 28561, 2321 nucleotides long. RefSeq lists its product as uncharacterized. Lineage: Eukaryota; Fungi; Ascomycota; Eurotiomycetes; Eurotiales; Aspergillaceae. The transcript is spliced from 10 exons. The coding region runs from base 44 to 2116 and encodes 690 amino acids. The record is from RefSeq and is a predicted model, not a curated record. Gene Ontology annotation, molecular function: zinc ion binding.
GGAGUCCUUCAUUAUUGUCACAAUCCUUACUCAAUCCGGAACCAUGGCGACAAAUCCAACUUCCAUUCCUGGCCAAAGGCCAAUCUCCAAAGCGGAGAGCUCCAAUCCCCGAGAAUUCCAGCUGAACCAGCUCAGACGCCGGUACAGCCCAACGGAGAAGACAGACGAUGCGGGCACAUCCCUCACCUUUGGCAUGGCCCCUUCAGAUCCGGAUUUUCCAUUCGAAAUGGAUAAGCUGCAGUGUGUGCUGCAUGUCCCAGCAUCGUACCCGGGACGAAUAAGACCCACGCUGAAGGUGACCAAUGCGGACAUGGGCCCCUCAUUUCAGGCCAAUGUCGAAAGGGGAUUUGACGAUAUCGUCGACACUACGAUUCGGACUGGCUCCAGAGGAUCACUAUUGACCUGGAUGAAUACGCUUGAUCGGAAUCUGGAACGGUUCCUGACGACCACAGAGCGAGGGCCAACCUUGAAGUUUGUCCCUAACAUCACCACCGGUAAGGACAAGCCGAGAGAGCCCGAGCGAAAUACACAGCUUCUUCAGCAAAAGCUUGCGCAAAUGCGCGUGUCCGCCCCGCCGCCACGACCUCCUCCUCCAGUGGCACCGGCGCCUGUCUACUCGCCGGCGGAGAAGGCGCAAGCAGAGAAGCGCAGGGCGCUAGAGACGAAGCAAAUCGAGGCGCGCCUUGGCCGACUUCCUAUGUUCCAGAAGUCGUCGGACGGGCUCUCCUUUACGAUCCCUGUCAACCCGACUAAGGUCGAUAGACUGCCCAUUCCACUGCGGUCAAUCAAGACGGUGAAAUUGAUGGUACCGCGCUUGUACCCACUUGAGCCUAGCAGGGUUCAUAUGCAGGGCGUUACCGGUGACGAGGCGCAGGCAGUAGAACUCGGAUUUUUGAAGUGGCUCGAAGGAAACAGUCAGCUGAACCUCGUGUCGCAGGUCAACUAUCUGACCAGCAACAUGCACAAUCUCGCUAAGACGCCCCUCGAAAAAGCCCCUGAUGUCGGUGUUGUCGAGGAACCCGUUGCAUUGGAACAGGAACUGCCCGAGUCUACGCUACCUCAGCCGGUACCACAGGGAGACAAGCCCCAUCUGCAUGUUGUACCCCGUCCACCUGAGUGGACCGUCGGCGGAGGCGGUAGUGGCAGCGAUGCCACAGACGAGACUGACGACGAAGACGACUUUUCUGACGAAGGGGAUGAAGACGGUGGUGCUCCUAUUCCCGGUCUUCCCGAGCCAACGAAAGAAAGCGGCGUCGCUCUUUCAUUCCCGUUCCUGGAGCUGUAUGGGAUCGAACUCAUGGAGCUGAUUGGUCUCAACAUCACAAUCAAAUGUGAGCGGUGCAAGGAAAUGAUGGAUGUGAAGAAAGUUCCACACACAAACGACAAGACUGGGUUACUGGUACCCAAGGUGGAAACGUGCAAAAAGUGCUCGAAUGCCAUGAGCGUUGGCUUCCGGCGGCAAUUGAUCCAUGCUAAUUCUAGUCGCGCUGGUUAUCUAGACCUAGACGGAUGUACAAUCGUCGAUCUUCUUCCUAGUAGCUUUAUCCCGACAUGCGCUGAAUGCUCGACAUCCUUCCCCGAGCCCGGGGUCGUCGCCGUCCGUGGAGAGAGCGCAAUGGCGAACUGUCGCCAGUGCCAUCGGAAAAUGGUCUUCAAAAUCCCCGAGGUCAAAUUCUUGAAAGUAGGAUCAGCAGCCUUCUCAGCGAGAGAUCGUGGCCCCCAGCGAAAGAAGCCCAAGGAAGUCCUCGGCAUCGUCGCCGGACAAGAAUUACCCCGUCGGGGCCGCUGCUCGCACUACGGGAAAAGCUACCGCUGGUUCAGAUUCAGCUGUUGUGCGAAGGUCUUCCCCUGCGACAAAUGCCACGACGCAGAAACAGACCAUCCCAACGAACACGCCAACCGCAUGAUCUGCGGCUUCUGCUCAAGAGAGCAAAUCUACCGACCCGAAAACUGCGGCGUCUGCCGCGCAGUCCUCGUAGGCAAAGCCGGGAGUGGCUUCUGGGAGGGCGGAAAGGGGACGAGAAAUAGGGCGCUUAUGAGCAGGAAGGAUCCGCGCAAGUUUAAGCGACGGGGUGGGACUACGCCUGGUGGUGCUGGGUCUUCGAAGAAGAAGUGAUCUGUGUCUUUCUUUGGUGGUUGGGUUGGAAUUCUGAGGCAUGUUGCACGAAGGCAUGAAGACAUACAUACCGCUAUUCUUAGACAAUGUGAUUGAGAAUAUGAUGGUUGUACUGUCAAUGUGGGCAGUGUGGGUCAAAUUCCAUAUCAAUCCGAAGGGCACAUCACUACCAAAGAAUUAGCCUGUCAAAACAAUGCACAUAUAC